GACUAAAUUGAACACAAAAUUUUACUGCAAUUAUUCUUGCGUAAAUUGGCGUUAAACAAUCUACAAACAAAAAGCACCCAGCCGAAGCAUAUGAGACAAAUUAAAAUUGUUUUUAAGUUAUAAGUUUUAGUGAUUCGUGAUAACUAUGAUGCCAGGAAGAAUUGGGAACUUACAGCUAGCUGCUGAAAAUCCUUUAGGACUUUCAUGGCAUGAUUCUGCUUGGAUACCUCUAUUGAAUCCUUCAAAUAUAAUGGAUUACUUCUCUGAAAGGUCAAAUCCGUUUUUCGAUCGUACAUGCAAUAACGAAGUUGUGAAAAUGCAACGUUUAAGUAUGGAUCAAUUACAGAAUAUGACUGGCUUGGAAUACAUAUUGUUACAUGUCCAAGAUCCAAUUCUCUAUGUUAUUCGUAAACAGCUACGUCACAGUUCAACACAAGCAACACCUCUUGCAGAUUACUAUAUUAUAGCUGGAAUUGUUUAUCAAGCACCAGAUUUGGCUAGUGUUUUGAACUCUAGAUUACUAUCUGCUGUACACCAUUUACAGUGUUCCUUUGAGGAAACUAUGUCAUAUUCAAGAUAUCAUCCCAGUAAAGGGUAUUGGUGGGACUUUAAAGCUUCAAAAUCAGGUCUUGGUACAUUACACACCACUCAAUCUGCACCUAAAGAAACAACAACAACUCCAAAAGAAGAACCCUCUACGUUAUUUCAGCGUCAGAGAGUAGACAUGUUAUUGGCUGAAUUGGUGCGACAAUUUCCUCUUCCGGUUACACAAACGAGCACUAGUCAGUCGAAUGGCGUGACCGUCAAAACUGAAAACUCCAAUGACAAAGGUGCAGAAAAAUCAGCUGAGGUAAACUCUGUAGGCAACAUAACUAUCAAGCAAGAACCAAUUGACACUAAUCAUCCAGAGAAUUUGAAUGGGAGCAUGCAAAACCAUAUGGAAAUCAAGACAGAAAUUAAACAAGAAAAUAUGAAGCCACCACCCGAGAAAAAACCUAGAGUAAUGUAGAAAAUAGUAACCUACUCUACCCUAAAUUACGAAUAAAUAGUUGUAAUAACAGAAACGUACCUAUGGUUAUUCAUCUUAAUUUUAGACCUUCAUUUCAGUAAAUAUAAUGUAAAUUAAACGGAACCUAU
This is a messenger RNA of Diatraea saccharalis (sugarcane borer), 1137 nucleotides long. Lineage: Eukaryota; Metazoa; Arthropoda; Insecta; Lepidoptera; Crambidae. The record is from the annotation of a GenBank genome assembly.